Molecule: messenger RNA, 2962 nt
Organism: Uloborus diversus
Lineage: Eukaryota; Metazoa; Arthropoda; Arachnida; Araneae; Uloboridae
Product: 1-phosphatidylinositol 4,5-bisphosphate phosphodiesterase classes I and II-like
Exons: 26
Coding region: 1-2622 (873 amino acids)
Biological process (GO): lipid metabolic process; phosphatidylinositol-mediated signaling
Molecular function (GO): phosphatidylinositol-4,5-bisphosphate phospholipase C activity; calcium ion binding
Source: RefSeq, a predicted model, not a curated record
AUGCACAAGGGUCCUCAUGCUCCAACUCAUGCUUUGUGGGCUCAUGCUCAAAUGCAUGAAGUACUAGAAGCUAUUGCUGAAAGUGCAUUUAAGACGUCCGACUACCCUGUUUUACUGUCAUUUGAGAAUCAUUGCUCCCCCAAGCAACAAGCAAAAAUGGCGAUGUAUUGCACAAAAAUAUUUGGAGAUAUGUUAUUGUCAGAACCCUUACCUUCACAUCCUCUUAAGCCAGAAGAGCCAUUGCCAUCACCUAAUCAACUGCUAAGAAAAAUUCUUAUCAAAAACAAAAAGAAGCAUUAUCCAAAAAGUGUAUCAUCAUCAAAGUCUUAUACUAUGCCUGAAAAAGAGGAUGAGUCUUCAACUCAACCUCUGCCAACUCCUGAAAAAGUGAGACUUACUCCAGCCAUCAGUGAUGAUGAGAAACUUAGUUCCUCAUUGAAAGAAAGUUCUUUAACUAAUGGUACCAUAGAAUUAGAAAAGGUGCCAUCAGAAAUGGAAGAUUCUAGCUCUGAUUCUGGAUCAGAUGAAGAAGAAGAACAAAUUGAUGCAGAGCAGCAAGUGGUUGACCAAAAUGAAGGAACAGCUGCCAAAGAGUCGGAAGCUGGGGCUGAAAUGUCUGCACUUGUACAUUAUGCUCAGCCUGUGAGGUUUCACUCUUUUGAAUAUGCUGAAAAGAGAAAUCGGAGCUAUGAAAUUUCCUCUUUUGUUGAAACCCAAGCAACAAAUUUGCUUAAGGAACAUCCUGUAGAGUUUGUGAACUAUAAUAAACGUCAAUUGAGUCGAAUUUAUCCAAAAGGUACACGAGUGGAUUCAAGUAAUUAUAUGCCUCAGGUAUUUUGGAAUGCUGGAUGCCAAUUAAUUGCCUUAAAUUUUCAAACUUUAGAUCUUGGCAUGCAGCUUAACCUGGGAAUUUUCGAGUAUAAUGGAAUGAGUGGAUAUCUUUUAAAACCUAAUUUUAUGCGUAGAAAGGACCGAAAAUUUGAUCCUUUCACGGAAUCAACAGUAGAUGGAAUCAUAGCUGGUACUGUUACUGUAAAGAUUAUUUCUGGUCAGUUGUUGUCAGAUAAAAGAGUUGGUACAUAUGUAGAGGUGGAUAUGUAUGGUUUACCUGCAGACACUGUCAGGAGAAAGUUUCGAACAAAAACAGUUCCAAAUAAUGGAAUUAAUCCUAUGUAUGAAGAUGAUCCAUUUGUUUUUAAAAAGGUAGUUUUACCUGAUCUUGCUUGUUUACGAAUUGCUGUAUAUGAAGAUAAUGGAAGAUUUAUUGGGCAUCGUGUUUUGCCUGUAGUGGGGCUAAGGCCUGGGUACCGUCAUAUAUCUCUGAGAAAUGAGUCCGGUCAGCCUCUUCAAUUCCACACAUUGUUUGUUCGAAUAACUGUUACAGAUUACAUUCCUGAUAAUAUGUCUGAAUUAGCUGAUGCUUUAGCAAAUCCAAUAGCUUAUCAGUCCCUGUUUGAAAAACACAAUGAUCAGUUGAAAGCCUUAACAGAUGAUGUUGAAAAUCUCGAUAUAAGAGAGUCCAAUAAAUCACCUGCUAAAGGAAGCAUUGGGUCCUCUGAUAUUGCAAAGCCAUCUGUUAGUAAAGACAAAACAGACAGUAGUGCACCAUCAGUCAGGUGUAAUGCAGUGAAUGGAAAUGUUCAACGAAUGACACAGUCUGGCAGUACUUCUCCAGCUACUAUUCCUGCUCUAAAAAGACAGGAAACUCUUCGAAGAGGUUUGGCUCAAUCUGUUCGAAGCUUAUCAGAUGAAAAUGCUCAAGAGAAAAUUCCCUCCUUACUUGAAUCAGAAGAAGCAAAUGUUUCGGCAGAAUCCUUAGAAAAAAUAAAAGAGCAAAAAGCAGUCCAAAAAGUUUUAACUAAAUUAGAGAAAGACCUCCAGGCUCUUAGAAAGAAGCAUGAAAAAUUGAAAGAAAAGGAAAAAGACUUGCUGAUUCAAAAAGAAGAUAAACUUGCCAAAGCACAAGAACACCAAAAGAUCCACUUAGGAAAAACACAUUCAAAACUGGCAAAGAAAAGUUCUGCUUUAGAUGUACAGUCAUUAAAGAAGAAAAGUGAUGCUGGAUUGAUGGCUGUUAGUACUGAUCAUCAAGCUAAGUUAGAUGAGUUACAGAGGAUACACACUCAAACACUAAUUGGUCUCACAAAAGAUUUGUAUAAAGCUGAACUGGAGUUGUACGAUCGUUAUCAAGAGCCAUUGUUUACUGCCAUAGAGAAGUCUAUGUUGCUAUCUCAAGCUGCUCAAAUGGACUAUUUGAAAAGUUUGCAUGAUAGAGAGGUAACUGAAUUGAUGAAAAGGUUAGAGCUUCAAAAUAAGGAAGAAAUGAAGGAACUAAGCAAAAAGCAUAAGGACAAAAAUGAACUUGCCAGAAUGAAAAGGGAGUCACAUCAGAAAUUAAUAGAUCAAGCUGUAGCUGAAAGGCAACGAUUUAGUAGCCUAUUGGACAAAAGAAAAAGUGAACUUGAAAGACAACAUAGUGAGGUUAGAAAGCUGUUUGAAGAAGAAAAAAGUUCUUCUUAUGAAAAACUACAGAAAGAAUUUCAGGCACGAAUAUCCAAAUUAUUAGAGUCCGGUGAAAUGAUGGAUUCAGCAUCAGAAACAGUUGAAAGAACGCCUUUAUGAAAAUUCUUGAAAGGCAGUGGAGAAGCCAGAAUUAAUUGAAGAAAGCUCCCUGCCUUGUGGUAUUGCCACAUUUUGUAUGACGCAAUCCAUCCGCCAAUGCCAGAGGUCCACUGGAAAUGUGUGAUUUGGCCAACAGAUUUAUAUAGCACAGAACCAGGUGACCAGCACAACCACCGCAAUGUAAUAUAGUACUGUACUCAUGUUCUUGGCACAGCACACAGUAUUGGUGUUCUAUUAAAGGUUGUGGUUUUUAACGAAGUUCCAUUUUUUCUAAUGCCUCUUUUAUAAACUGCUGAUUCAAGGGUGGUCAGUUACUUGUAACUAAAACGAAAGAGUAACU